Lates calcarifer (barramundi perch) is the source of this 2195-nucleotide messenger RNA. RefSeq lists its product as uncharacterized. The coding region runs from base 228 to 1472 and encodes 414 amino acids. The transcript has 7 exons. NCBI's taxonomy places the organism in Eukaryota, Metazoa, Chordata, Actinopteri, Centropomidae. The record is from RefSeq and is a predicted model, not a curated record.
ACUGCCUCCUCUGUGCUGUAUUUUGACAGAUGCAAAUAUGGAGGUGUUUUGACUACUGAAAUAACACCUGCAUUCUGAGUGGCAAACUGUAAAGAUGAUGUCUGUGGGUUUUGUAUUUUUAUGCAGGCCACAAAUGAGGUAAGGGAGGUAGGUAAAAUACAGCUGUGGCCUGGAGAGGGCAUCUUUUCAAAAUCAGCGUGGAGAGAGAAAAACUCUGACAAGUAAAGAUGCUGUGGAGUCUGUUGCUCAUCUCUCUGGCUAAUAUCUGCAACUCAGACAACAUAAAGCUGACGGGGAAAACAAAUCAGUCAUCAACCUACAGACAGGACAGUGACAAUUAUAUCUCUGACAGAGCUAUUGAUGGGAAUGUGUCACAAUGUGCUAACACUGAGCAGAAGACCAACUCCUGGUGGCAAAUUGAGCUGGAAAGUGUCCGCAACAUUUCCUGUAUUGCUAUCUACAAUAAAUGCCAUCAGCAUAGUGAUAUAACAAAUGCUCAGAUCUACAUUGGGAACUCUAAUAAAACAGACGGCAGUGACAGCAGCAGGUGUACAACUAUCAAAGACUUCAAACAGGGCUGUUACAAUCACAUUCACUGUGAUCGUGGAGUACUGGGGCGCUUCAUCACUGUGUCCUUAUCAGGGAACAGUCCUUUAGUUCUGUGUGAAGUGAGGCUCUGCGGCAGCAAAGAAGAUAUCUGCAACUCAGACAACAUAAAGCUGACGGGGAAAACAAAUCAGUCAUCAACCUACAGACAGGACAGUGACAAUUAUAUCUCUGACAGAGCUAUUGAUGGGAAUGUGUCACAAUGUGCUAACACUGAGGAGAAGACCAACUCCUGGUGGCAAAUUGAGCUGGAAAGUGUCCGCAACAUUUCCUGUAUUGCUAUCUACAAUAAAUGCCAUCAGCAUAGUGAUAUAACAAAUGCUCAGAUCUACAUUGGGAACUCUAAUAAAACAGACGGCAGUGACAGCAGCAGGUGUACAACUAUCAAAGACUUCAAACAGGGCUGUUACAAUCACAUUCACUGUGAUCGUGGAGUACUGGGGCGCUUCAUCACUGUGUCCUUAUCAGGGAACAGUCCUUUAGUUCUGUGUGAAGUGAGGCUCUGCGGCAGCAAAGAAGAUUCACCUUUUGUACUGGUCGAACAGAAGAUGACAUGGGCAGAUGCUCUGUACUACUGCAGGGAGAGAUACACGGACCUGGCUUCCAUCCUUGAUGAAGAGGACCAGGACUGGGCUGUGCUGACAGCCAAGGAGGCUCAGACUGUCUUUGUGUGGCUGGGCCUUCGCUACACCUGCACCCUGGACUUCUGGUUCUGGGUCGAAGAUCAUCACUUAGAAUACAAUAACUGGGCUCCAGGUGAAAACACACAAGAGUGUGACAUGAGUGCUGCCAUGAUGAAAGAGAAAGACAAUCUCUGGUUUAGAAAGUUUGACAAUGAGACGUUUAAUUUCAUCUGUGCAAAGUAAGAGAAAUGACCAUUUUAGUUGCCCUCCUUCCCCUCUCUCUCUGUUUCAUUUGGAUGGUGGCAGUUAUUGUGUUGUGAUGAGUUCUCCUCUAAUAUGUGUCUUGGGUGAUGGGUUCAGGUGAUGGGUUCAGCUCCAGCUUUUUCACAUAAAAGUGAUGUGAUAAAACAGAGUGUGAAUAUGAAUUACAACCAAACAGUUUGAUUUUUUUAAUAAGUACAGUAUCACUCUGUAUCUUAGGUCAUUUAUACAUUCUGCCUUUAUGAAUUGUUUGUAGUGUGUUUGUAGUUGUGUCAGUGUAUCCCUCAUUUGUAAAUCACAAUGAUGUAAUAUAAUGAUUACAUUAGAGAAAUACCUUUGUUGUUAUGUAAGAUUUAAUCAAUGAUGUUAGAACAUUAAGAAACAUUUUUUUCUUAUUAAAUUGAUCUUUGGCAUUUUGUUGAUUGUUGCUGAAAAAAAAAUAAUUCAGAAAUGUUUUAUUCUCAAAUCUACAAAAAUGAAAACAUGCGUUGCCAUUCAUAUUAAAUACAUUUUGUGUUACCACAUUUUUUUGCAUACCUACCUUCAUUAUAUAUUUUUGUUUGAUUUGCAUUUUCUAUAUGUUUUUUUUCCCUCUGAAAGCUUAGGAAAUGUGUACUGUAUUUAUGUACUGCUAAUAUUCAUGCAUGGAUUAACUUUUUGGUGUAUUGGUAUUGGUUAAAUAAAAGUUGAGAUAUUCUCUGCUGA